UAUAUAAUGUAUAAGGAAUUACUUAACUGUAUUAAUAAGACUAUCACAAUAGCAGUUAAACACAAUGAAGUAACAGAAAUAACAGGAGAAUUAUUAGGGAUAGAUGAACAUUUAAACAUUAUCAUAAGAAGUAAUCAGAAUAUCACAUUAUAUUACACCAGAUAUAUUAUAGAAUAUAUACUACCAAUACAUAAUACAUAAUACACAAUAUAUACUACUUAAUACAUAAUACACAAUAUAUACUACUUAAUACAUAAUACACAAUAAGUAAUACAUACUACACAAUACAUAAUAUAUACUACUUAAUACACAAUACAUAAUAAAU
Molecule: messenger RNA, 325 nt
Organism: Nematocida parisii ERTm1
Lineage: Eukaryota; Fungi; Microsporidia
Exons: 1
Coding region: 7-201 (64 amino acids)
Source: RefSeq, a predicted model, not a curated record